Desarmillaria tabescens is the source of this 911-nucleotide messenger RNA. RefSeq lists its product as uncharacterized. The coding region runs from base 24 to 788 and encodes 254 amino acids. The transcript is spliced from 4 exons. The record is from RefSeq and is a predicted model, not a curated record. NCBI's taxonomy places the organism in Eukaryota, Fungi, Basidiomycota, Agaricomycetes, Agaricales, Physalacriaceae.
ACCCAACUUGGCAACCUUCCGCCAUGGCACCUCCCGUCGAGCUCGUCUCCCUUAUUCUCGCCGAACUCUGGGCAUAUCCAUUUACCACUGAAGAGAGGAUUAAUGUUUACCGGACUUGUAACUUGAUUUCCAAACAGUGGUCGGCCAUCUUCAAGGACGUCAAUUCCGUGCACGCCUGGAUCCCUUUCUCCUUCGACAAAGCACAUUUGUAUACCGUCAGGUACGUGGUCAUGCCACAAUUACUAAUAUGGUCCAACAAGGGAGUAGAGUCAGCGCUUCGAAGGAUAUUCUGCGACCCGAAUGCACCUCGAAGUGCAACUCAUAUCUAUAUUAACUAUCUUGAUGAUCUCCAGCUCCACACUCCCAGUUUCUGGAUCCCCCCUCAGAUUACCCACUUGACAAUUGUCUAUCACUAUCGUCGUUGGGUGCCUCGAAGUUUCCGGGAUGAGAGUUUUACGUUUCACUGCGGCUGUGAAAGAUUAGCCGUCGACCGGCGAGUUAGCCAUCUGACUGUCAUGGGUGCUAUACCUGUGAUAGUGAAGCGCCUGAUAGCGCCUCGCGACGAAUGGCGACAUCUUAUUUCGUUGACCACCGAUCUCAACGAAGCCUUCGUUUCCGCUUCCUCCCAGACCUCUGUCAUAUGCAAGAGGUACGGCAUUCCGUUUCAGGAUGUAGAGGUCGACUACGCGCUUCACGUCAUGUUUGGAGACAGGUCAUUUUGGUUAUACAGGCCGUAUCAUGGUCGGUUCCUACGUCUCUCUUAUAAUAGAUUUUCAGUGGCAUCCUGAUAUUCCAAUGUUCGAGCAGACCAUUCCGGUAGGCUCUGUUGGUUACAUCGAUCCGCUUACCAGGAAGUUUGUGAUACUAUUCAAUGGCAUUGAUCCCGCAUCAUCGACAGACGAGCGAAUCAA